AUUUUUUUAUUGACAGCGGUCUAAGAAAAUUUAAUUUAUUUUGAAAAAUAAAUCAAAUAAAUUUUAUAAAAGAUAAUGGCGCAUGUAGAUGCAUCUGUUUUUGAAAGGAGACUUCGUCCUAUAUAUGAUUCCCUAGAAGUUGGAAAUAAUAAAAAGGCUUUACAAGAAGUGGAAAAACUAUUAAAGAAAAGUCCUACAUUAACCUGCGCUCAUGCUCUGAAAGCGUUGGCACUUUUGAGACUUGGCAGAGAAGAUGAAAGCAACGCAAUAUUAAAAACCAUUACCUUGGAAAAAACUUCUGACGAUGCUACUAUGCAAGUACUUUCAUUUUGUUACAGAGAAAUGGAACAAUUGGAAAAAAUUUGUGAAUUGUACAGCCAUGCCGCUAAACAAUACCCAGGAAAUGAAGAAAUCUUGGCCCAACUAUUUAUUUCAUAUGUUCGCUUAGAUGAUUACAAAUCACAGCAAUAUGCAGCAUUACAGUUAUAUAAAGCAGCAGCCAAAAAUCCGUAUUAUUACUGGGCCGUAAUGAGUGUAGUUUUGCAAGGCGUAAGGGGUCCAGAAAGCUCAAAUAAUGAAAAAAGAAAUCUGUACCUUUCAUUAGCCCAAAAAAUGGUAGAAAAAAUGAUUACCGAAAAUAAAAUUGAUGGAGAACAAGAAGUUCAAUUAUAUCUAUCAAUUUUACAUUAUCAAAAGAAAUAUGCGGAAGCUUUUUCAUUUUUAGAAGGACCAACUUGCCAGAAGUAUUUUCCGGGAGCUCCAGUUUCACUUAAAAUUAAUUUAUUAAAAUUGCUUGGUAAAUGGGCAGAACUAAAUCAGCUUCUCAAAAAUUUACUUUUAACUGAUCGCGAUCGUUGGGACUAUUAUCAAGACUAUAUAGCCAGUGUGUUUGAACUACAUAGAAUCAGUGAAGUGGACGAAAAUGGUUGUAACCUUAUGGAUAAUUGCCAAGAUUUUUUGUGCCAAUUGAUGGAAGCGGAGCGUAAAAAGGUGCGUGGACCAUAUCUUGCCAGAUUAGAAUUGCAUAAGCAAAUGCGAGCAAAUAAUCUGAAUGCUGCCGAAUUACUUGGAGAGUUCUCUGAUUUAAUAAUCGAAUAUUAUCAUUUGUUUGGGGACAAACCUUGUUGCACGUUAGACAUCUCAUUAUUUUUGAGUUCUGUUUGCUUAGAAGAAAGAAUUAUAUUGGCCACAAGAUUAUUAAAGGAAUCAGGUAUCACCGCCGCGUCACUACCCCAAGGUAAACUGCAAAUGCAAAAACACAUCUGUUCGCUUCAAGUUUCGCGAAUUUGUGGUGGUCAUAUUAACUUAGGAUUAGAUCAUUCUUUAGCAUUGUAUACUGCUUUAAAACUGCAUUAUGAAAAUGGUUUUAGUGCAUUUGGCAAAGAACUAUUAUCAACAGAUAUGGGACCAUCAGAUGCUUACGCUUUGUUAGCAGCUAAUAUCAUGUUUGAUUUGACACUUACUGAAAAAAAUUCAAAAUAUCUGAUGGAGGCAGUUUACCUCCUACAAUAUGUUUUGAAAAACAGUCCAAGUAAUUUUCAUGUAAAAUUACUAUUAUUAAAGAGUUAUCAUUAUCUCGGUUGCAUUUAUGGAGCGCAACAAAUUUAUGAUUUACUAGAUAUUAAACAUAUUCAGUUAGAUUCAAUGGGUUAUUUACACUGUGCUUUAUUAUCACAAUAUGGUCAUCUUUGGGCUAUAAAAUCAGUAUACGAAACUACAUUGAAAUUUUUCACAAAUAGCUAUAAAGAGAGAUUAGAAUAUAUAGCUAUGUCUUACAAAUUCGGCUCAUUCACAAAACUAGUUGAAUUUAUGGAUUUUAGGGAUCGUUUAUGGAAUAGUAUACACUACGCAACCAUAUCAGCUGAAGAACUGCUACUAGAGCUAAUAACUUUAUCUGGUGGUAUUCAACAAAAUUUGAACACUUUUAAGUUAAUGAGCAUUAAACCUUCCGAAGACAGAAUUUCAUGGGACGAACUUGCAGAUAAUCGUGAUCUCUCGGUAGUGAUAAACUGGGAUCCAAUGCAUAUAAUAGAUAAAUGUAAAGAAACUGAACAGAGUUUUGUUCAACAAAAAGAAGCUCUCAGACUGCGUUCAUUAUUAUUGCGAAUCACCGCAUCAUUUAUUGAUCUUUUGCAUUUUCCAGAAAAAAUAAAUACAGAAAAUUGUUUAAAAACUAAUGCAGUGAUAACUAUACAAAAUCUUAAAAAUAACUGGGCUGAACAUUUUAGUCGAAUUAGAGAAAUGAAUUAUGAAAAACCCGCAAAUCAAUUUCUAGUCACUCUACUUCCAUCCAGGCUUCAUUCUAUGUUAACAUUGCCAUAUGAGAAAUUUAUUACAUUACUAUCGGAAUUUACUAUUGAGUUAUACAAUGGUAAUUUAGAAUCAAACCGUAUUGAAGAUUUAAACGCUGAGGUAACAAAACUUGAAUCAAUAUGUUCGAAUACAAUAGAAAAUUACAAUAAAUCUGAUGAUAAUUUAUGGAUUUAUCGUAAUACGAAUCAUCAAAUAUAUGGUGUAAUAGAGAUUUUAGCUUUAUAUGCAUUUGUUUUAUCUGCAUAUCACGAGAAAUAUUCUCAAACCUCUUCGCAAAACAUUCAUAACAAAAAAGCGAAAAGAAAAGAUAGUAAAAGGCAUGAUCAAAAUAAUUCAAACAGUAGUGCUGCAUCAAUAAAUGAUAAGCAACGUUUACAAGCUACAUUAGAUUUAAUGCGACAUUUAAAGCAGCAAUUACAAAAUUGUUAUAAUUCUCUAGCGUUAUGGAAAACACCUACAACAUCAAAAGAAUUAGAAAAAUGUAUGGCAGAUCUUUCUUUAAGAUCGGAUACCGAAGCAUUAAUAUUGAAUGAUAUAAUUGAAACAUUCAAAGAAAAUCACAUUCGAGUUGUAACUGAUUUGCGUAACAUAAUUAAGGACAAAAUUCGUAUGGUUAAUAAAUAAAUGUUUGAGGAAAAGAAGUUUUUGCGAUAAUUUCUAGUUUAAAUUUUUUUUUUAAUUUGAAUGAAUAAAUAUAUUAAUAUAUUUAUAAAUUAAAUUUUUAUGUAAUUGUAAAUAUCUUUAUGGAAAAGAAAAAAUGUUGAAUU
Messenger RNA from Condylostylus longicornis, 3080 nucleotides. It is a transcript of the gene psidin, whose product is annotated as phagocyte signaling-impaired protein. Gene Ontology annotation, molecular function: protein binding; protein-N-terminal amino-acid acetyltransferase activity. Gene Ontology annotation, cellular component: NatB complex; cytoplasm. The transcript has 10 exons. Lineage: Eukaryota; Metazoa; Arthropoda; Insecta; Diptera; Dolichopodidae. Gene Ontology annotation, biological process: N-terminal peptidyl-methionine acetylation. The coding region runs from base 76 to 2937 and encodes 953 amino acids. The record is from RefSeq and is a predicted model, not a curated record.